AGAACCGCUAUUACAGUGGAACUCCCCACAACGACAUUGAUGCCAACCACACUGGAACCCAACGAGUGUGACAGUGACCCUUGCCAGAACGGAGCCGCUUGUAACGACGGCCCGGACAUGUUCACUUGUGACUGCGCCCCUGGGUACGAGGGAACCACAUGCAACACAAAUACUGACGAGUGUGGCAGUAACCCGUGUCAAAAUGGCGCGAAUUGUGUGGAUGCCGUCAACGAGUAUGCAUGCACGUGUCUCGCAGGCUAUGAUGGCGUACACUGCGAAACAAACAUCAACGAAUGUGCUAGCAGCCCUUGUCAAAAUGGCGUCUGCAAUGAUGCAGUCAACAGCUACACUUGCACCUGUUCUGCUGGAUAUGAAGGAACUUUAUGUGACACGAACACCAAUGAAUGUGCUAGCAGCCCGUGUCAAAAUGGCGUCUGCAACGAUGCAGUCAACAGCUACACUUGCACGUGCACUUCUGGAUACGGAGGCACCUUGUGUGAUACAAACAUCAACGAAUGUGCUAGCAGCCCUUGUCAACAUGGCGCCUGCAAUGACGGAGUCAACAGCUACACUUGCACCUGUUCUGCUGGAUAUGAAGGAACUUUAUGUAACACAAACACCAAUGAAUGUGCUAGCAGCCCUUGUCAACAUGGCGUCUGCAAUGAUGGAGUCAACAGCUACACUUGCACAUGUUCUGCUGGAUAUGAAGGAACUUUAUGUAACACGAACACUAAUGAAUGUGCUAGCAGUCCUUGCCAAAAUGGCGUCUGCAACGAUGCAGUCAACAGCUACACUUGCACGUGCACUUCUGGAUACGGAGGAACCUUGUGUGAUACAAUAUCAAUCCGUUUGGUGAAUGGUGCGACGUCAAACGUGGGCAGGGUGGAGGUGUGGCACAGUGGCGCCUGGGGCACCGUGUGUGAUGACAAUUGGGACAUGAACGACGCCAAUGUUGCCUGUCGUCAGUUGGGCUACCCGUAUGCGACAAACUUCUACGGCUCAGCUACCCACGGUGCCGGAUCCGGGGCGAUUCACCUCGAUAGUAUAAACUGCGCUGGUACAGAAGCUAGCCUUGGCAGUUGUCCACAUGGCGGAUGGGGUGUGCACAACUGCGGCCAUGGCGAAGAUUCCAGCCUGAAGUGUUAUCCAAGGAUUCGUCUGGUGAAUGGUCCAUUGUCCAACGAGGGCCGUGUGGAGGUCUACCACAACGGAGUCUGGGGAACGGUCUGCGAUGACAGUUGGGAUAUCAACGACGGUCACGUAGCCUGCCGUGAACUUGGCUACCCGUCUGCCGCCCAGGUCUGGUCCUCUGCCUUCUAUGGACAGGGCACGGGGGCUAUACACCUGGAUAACACGGCGUGUAGUGGCAGCGAGGCUAGCCUAGGAGCUUGCGGCCACAAUGGAUGGGGUUCUCAUAACUGCGGACACGGUGAAGAUUCGAGUGUCAAGUGCAACCUGACCUAAGAACUACAGUUUGAAAGUACGAUCUUUCAAGAGUGAAAGGAAAAAUAUUGGGCAAAGAAAAGGUAUCCGCAUUUACAUUAAAGGUAAUGUACAACAUUUGUUUUUGCUGCAAUUUUCAGAAAUAAAUGGAUUUGGGAGGAUUAAAAUGUUAAAGCAAAUAUUGUUAAACUGACUUGUUUCACGUUUUCGGCUUGUACAUAAUGGACAGACCAAGAAAACCAAUCAUGUUCUUGUAGUUUGGCUCCCUGACACCACUUUAGAUGAAACGGAGCAAUCUGUAUAGACUUUUGGGAAUUGUAAGGUCAGAGAAUCAGUCUGGCAGGCUUGUAGCUCUCCACAGGUGUUUAAUCAAUUGCAGAGAAAAUGCAGAAUAACUAAAUAUGAAAAAUUAGGAGCAGUUUUUGAAA
Molecule: messenger RNA, 1871 nt
Organism: Patiria miniata (bat star)
Lineage: Eukaryota; Metazoa; Echinodermata; Asteroidea; Valvatida; Asterinidae
Product: fibropellin-1-like
Exons: 10
Biological process (GO): Notch signaling pathway
Cellular component (GO): membrane
Molecular function (GO): calcium ion binding; Notch binding
Source: RefSeq, a predicted model, not a curated record